AUGGAAUAUCCGAUAUCAUGCUUAGAAGUCGUAAAAGAUAUCGGUGAAGCAGAAUUCAUUACGGUUCAUUUAGCAAAAGCGAAAGGUCUACGAGGCGUUAAUGUUCGCUACGUAGCUUUGAAGAAGAUCAAAGAUCCAUUGGACAAAGCGGUUGCCAAAAAGUUUUUCCAGGAAGUAGCAAUCCUAAAUAAAAUUAAGCAUAAGAAUGUUACACGUCUGUUAGCUAUUUCGACACGAAAUCAAGUUUUGGCAAUGAUUAUUGAAUAUCCUGAAUUUGGUAAUUUGCAUCAGUACUUGCAACAGGCAACUAAUGAGAUCGAUUUAGGUCAACCGGGUGUUCCUCCUAUUUCCCCAUCUUACUUGUUGCUUAUGGCUAAACAAAUAGCGGAAGGAAUGCAGUAUUUGACUUCAUUGGAUAUUGUACAUCGUGAUUUAGCGACUCGUAAUUGUUUGGUAGGAUCAUCGUACUUUAUUAAAGUUUCAAAUUUUGGUGUAGUGAAUAGAGAUUUCAUGCGUGACUAUUAUAUUAUGGAGGAUUUGCCUCCAUUGCCAAUAAGAUGGAUGGCACCGGAGGCCAUAUUAGAAGGAGACGUUACAACUUCUAGUGACGUGUGGGCUUUUGGAAUUACAUUGUGGGAGAUUUUAACGUUUGCCAAACGACCAUACGGCGAUAAAAGUGAUGUAGAAGUAUUAGAGAAUAUAAUUAAGUUAUAUGAAGGUGGAGAAAAUGCCGUCCUACUAAACCAACCGUCUUUUGCGUCGAAUGAAUGCUAUAAACUAAUGCAAAAAUGCUGGAGAUUAGAUCCGAAACGCAGACCAUCCUUUGAAGAUAUUGUAACUAUGUUCUCUUAA
This is a messenger RNA of Trichoplax adhaerens, 852 nucleotides long. RefSeq lists its product as uncharacterized. Lineage: Eukaryota; Metazoa; Placozoa; Uniplacotomia; Trichoplacea; Trichoplacidae. Gene Ontology annotation, cellular component: signaling receptor complex. Gene Ontology annotation, molecular function: protein tyrosine kinase collagen receptor activity; ATP binding; collagen binding. Gene Ontology annotation, biological process: multicellular organism development; protein phosphorylation; positive regulation of kinase activity. The record is from RefSeq and is a predicted model, not a curated record. Bases 1 to 852 code for a protein of 283 amino acids. The transcript has a single exon.